AUGUCGUGUCUCAUUAACAUAAGCCUCUUCCACUGGCUAUUACAUCAAGCGGAAGUCAGCUUCCAGUCACGAGUGUGGGAUAUGGUGGCAACAUUCCUCUCAAAACCUGCAGCCGCGACGAGAGAGACGGAAGCGGCCUACUGGCUGAACGACAUUCUGGAUUCGAUCUGGCCAUUCCUCAAUCCGGAUAUCUUCAAGCCACUUACCAACAUUAUGGAAGCUACCAUUCAGGCGAAUUCUCCGCCGUUUGUCAGCGGCGUCAGCAUUGAGGAUAUGGGGCAGGGGUCGAAACCUAUCAGGAUUGUUGGUAUCAGACGACUACCCAAGCAGCCAGUGGAGGAGGAUGGCGAUGCGGGACCUACCAGUGGCGAAUUUUAUGACGAGAUAAUGACUCUCAAGCCAGGUUUGAAGAGCAGGGCUACUGAGUUGUCCACGUCAAGCAAGAGGAGUGCUGCCCGUGAGUUGCGGGAACGGCUGAAGAUGCUUCGAGAGAGGACGUCCGUCCAUGUCGAGGUCGCAUUCGACUAUGGCCGUUCGGAACGAGAUCGCGACGACGACGACUACCGCAAGCGCAUGCACAUUCUGCUUGUGUUCCGACUUGUCGGCGGCGUUCGGGUACCCGUCUGGAUCAAUAUGGACAAGAUUGUGGGCUUACUUCGAGCCAGAGUCCAACUCAAGCCGGAUCCACCUUUCGUCUCCAAAGCCGUCAUAUCACUACUGCGGAAGCCAGAGGUCCAAUUUGCCUGCCUUCCUCUUUUCAAAAGCAGCAUGAACGUCAUGGGCAUGCCGCUCGUUUCCACGUUGGUACAACAGGCACUGGAAACCGCACUGGCUGCAUACAUUUCACCAAGAAGUAUCAAUAUCGACUUGGGAGCUCUCCUUGUAGGCGAGACCACAUCACAAGAUGUCUACCCCUUGGGCGUCAUUAUUGCGAAAAUGCAUCAAGUGCAUCACCUGCAACCACCAUGGGCUCGAGAUGACUUCUCCUCCUUUCUUAGCGUCGGAUGGGCAAAGACUGGGGAUCCACUUUACAUUUACCGCACAAUCUAUUCCGAUAAAUCUCCCAGAUGGGAAGAAGGAAUGGCGUAUUGCGUAGGGCCAGAAGAAGUCAAUGCACAAGAUUCGCUCGAAGUUAACUUCGUCAGAAUUGGAAUCCUGGACAACGAAACGAUCAUCGGCUCGUGUAAAGUACUGCUUACCGACGUUAUCUCAAGCAUAGAAUACUCGGGCAAACUUCAACUACGGACGGAUGACCUCCUCUGUGAAGAUGAUGGCCAUUCUGUUGCGAAACUUGACUGGAGCAUCGGUUUCUUUCCCAAAGCGAGUGUCUCCUUGGAGCAACUACAACGGCAAAAGAUCUACCCACCGAUCAAAGAUCAUGCCGAAUUUGAGCAGCGUGUUGACAAGAUUGUCAAGUACAAGUUCCGCGAAGCACCUGAGUCCGCUCAAGACGAGUACGAACGAGAGAAGACUGCAUUCAUGCAAGAAGCCGAAUUGAAGAUCAUGAACAGCCAGCCGCCGGUGGAUCAGUAUCCGUGUGGGAUCCUUCACGUCGAAAUACCAUCAAUGAACUUCCUUUCGACAUCGAGAGCUGUGAGGGAAACGGAUGACUCGGACGAGAUGAUCUACGACGACGAGACUCCGGAUGCUCCGACAAGUUAUGCCAAUAUUUAUAUCAAUCAGCAUCGAGUUACCCGGACAUUGAUCAAACCGCGGAACUCUGAUCCAAACUUUGGUUCUGAGGUCUGGCGCUUUGUUCGUGACUGGCGCACGGCAGAAGUCAUUGUGGUUGUUCGAGAUAAGAAGAGGCAUAGGACUGAUACAUUUCUCGGCGCUGUGCGAAUUAAUAUUGCCGACCUAUUCGAACGAAAUCAGUCAUCUCGAGUACAAUUGGCGUUCCCAGUCGAAGGCGGCAUGGGGUCAGGACUGGCCAACAUGACAAUACUGUUCCGUGCCCUCAACAUGGAUCCACCACCGGAACAGCGGUCUUGGGACUACGGGACUCUGCAAGUCAGCAUGCCAACUGAUUCAGAUGGUACUCUGCAAGAGCUGAAGCACAGCCAGCUGACAAUAUGCAGCACUCUGGAAGAAUGGAAGCUGUAUCCAAACCACAGUCUGAACCCUCUGGCCAAAGACCCUCAUCAACUGGCUUGGUUCCCCAAAGACAAAAACAAAUCAACGGUCUCCUUCCCCAUCAAGAACAAAUACGCCGAACGGAUUACCUUCCAAUGGGGUCACGGCGCCACAAAGCGACACUGGUCUUCGGACAAAGUCGCGGCCUAUUCUUUCUGGAAGAUUGAGGAUCUCAUCGAGCAUCAAGAAAAGCAUCUGCGUGUUCCUGUCUAUACGUGUAGCGUCAAGUGGAUGGAUGACAGCGAACUGUGGCCGGAGAAUCAUGCGGAAAAGACUCCCAUUGGGUAUGUCGAGUUCUCGGUGGUGUUUCGGAGAGGCUUGACGGAGGAUCAUGCGAGGGAGAUGAAGAGUAAGGAUGUGGAAGAGAUCAUGGAGGUUGAGGAGGCGCUGGGCCCGAAUCCGCUGCUUACGAUGCGGCCAUUUUGA
Zasmidium cellare ATCC 36951 is the source of this 2559-nucleotide messenger RNA. RefSeq lists its product as uncharacterized. The transcript has a single exon. Gene Ontology annotation, molecular function: lipid binding. The record is from RefSeq and is a predicted model, not a curated record. Lineage: Eukaryota; Fungi; Ascomycota; Dothideomycetes; Mycosphaerellales; Mycosphaerellaceae. The coding region runs from base 1 to 2559 and encodes 852 amino acids.